AACUAUUCGUACGAGCUUUGGUUAGAGUCGGACACGCACACCGUCGGCUGCGCGCAAUGGUUUUACUUCGGCUGUCGGUCGUACACGGACAAGGACAUCGUGACGCACUUCCGGAUCGCCAAUCUGAAGAAGAACAAGAGUCUGCACCAGGAGGGCCUCCAGCCCUACGUCUUUUCCGUGAAGGAGCAAAAGUGGUCGUGCUUUUGCUGCUUCGACCUGGACUACUUCCCCGCGAAAAAAGCGAAGGCCGACCGGUUUUGUCUGCAGUGGUCGUACCGCUUCCAGGCCGAGGACACGGUGUUUUUCGCCCUGUUUUACCCCUACACCUACACGAUGCUGCGCCUGUUCUUGGAUAAACUGAAAGUGCAAAAGCAGGACCACGUGAUCGCUUCUGAGCUUUGCCGCACGAUCGCGGGCGUGCCGGUGCCCCUGCUCUGGGUGUCGGAAAACCUGGGCAACGCCAUGCAGACAGCAAAGGAGAAAGAAGUAAGUGCCCAUUGCCAAGCGGGAAAGCUUUUUGUUUUCCUCUGGUUCCAUUUUAUACUUUGCAGAAGUAAUACUAUACUAAGAUUUUCUACUUCCAAUUUUCAUUUUUGUCAUCUAAACUUUUUCCCCAGGAGCAGAUGGACAAGCAGCAGAUUUCGCCAACGGGAAUCCGGAAAACGGUGAAAGAGCACAUUGCCGACCUGACCUUCGGCAAAAAACGCAUCAUUUUUGUGAUUGCGCGCCAGCACAGUGGGGAAGUGGUUGGGAGCUGGGUGAUGCAGGGCUUCAUGCGGUUCCUGCUUGGCAAAAGUCUCUACGCGAAGGUUCUUCGCGAGAAGUUCGUCUUCCACCUGAUCCCGAUGGUCAACAUCGACGGCGUGGUCCACGGCAACGCGCGCUGCACGCUCGCUGGCGUGGAUCCAAACCGAGUUUGGCACGAUCCGAACCCGAUCAUCCACCCAGUUAUCCACCAGAUCAAGGAGUAUCUCCGGUCGCUCCCGCCGGACAGCGUGGACAUUUUUCUCGACCUUCACGGGCACAGCGCGAAGUGCUCCGCAUUCUUCUACGGC
Messenger RNA from Amoebophrya sp. A120, 1055 nucleotides. The record is from the annotation of a GenBank genome assembly. Lineage: Eukaryota; Dinophyceae; Syndiniales; Amoebophryaceae.